Dentiscutata erythropus is the source of this 151-nucleotide messenger RNA. NCBI's taxonomy places the organism in Eukaryota, Fungi, Glomeromycota, Glomeromycetes, Diversisporales, Gigasporaceae. The record is from the annotation of a GenBank genome assembly.
AUUUUAUGGAAGAAAGAAAAUUGCUGUUGAUAAUAUCAAUAAUAAUAUCAAUAAUAAUACCAAUAAUAAUACCAAUAAUAAUACCAAUAAUAAUACCAAUGAUGAGAUUUCUAUCAAUUUAAAUAAUCGUAAUUCCAUCGGUGCGGAUUAA